AUGUCGCGUCCCGCGGGUUACAAGGGUUCGGGUCAGCUUCACGAAAGAAAGCAUUCACCGGUAGCUUCGUCGUCCCCGUCCCCGUUCGUCCCAAAUAGCAGCGGUAGCAACACUCGCAACUUGCCUGCUUCCAACCUUAGUAACCCGCGCAGCGUCUUACAGACUCACCACGCCUAUUACUCGUCGCCGACCGAUCACGGCGACUCUGACGACGCUCGCGAAACGUCGGGUGCAAGAGCGUUCGGUUUCGCCUCGGGCGCCGUUCUGUCGUCGCGCGUGCGCGCGACAGUCGCAGCGGUCGCAGGGCAUCUGCAGCGCGUGCGAGCUACCGUCGCCGUGCGAUUAUCGCGGCUUUCGCGCGACCAGGUAGACGCGAUAACAGUCCUAACAGCGGGCCUUGUAGCACUGGCGCUAUGGGCGGCGCUGUGGUUGCAAGACGAAGUGCAGUUGCUAGCAGCACCGCAGGGCACGUGCCCCUCCCUCCCAGACUUUCCGCCAGAGGAGGCUGAUGUGCUGGGGAGGGUGCCGCAGUAUGGGAAGUUUGACCUAAGCGCGCCGAUGGUGGGGAAAUAUCUAAAGCUUAUACACAAGUACCUGGAGCCGUGGCAGCCUAUACCGGGCAUAGAGUCAGGUUUGGGCCAUACCGGCUUCGUCACUCCCGAGGCUCUCUACCGCUUGGCUCGGCAGCCGUCGAUCAUGUCCUGUUGCGGCCAUGUCAAGGUGAUCAACGGAAAGGUCUUUUUCCGGUACGAAGGCUUCUGGCACGUCUACUAUCGCCUCAACCGCUUCUUGCAGACAGUGAAGAUGAUUCAGGACGCUAUAGACGUGUACGGUUUGACAGACCUUCGACUAGAGAUGAUUGUCAACACGUGCGACCACCCGCAGUCGUUCUACAGCAGCCACUGGUCCGACCGCGCUGGUUACCCUGUGAUGAGCAUGGGCUUUACGGUUGACACCAUGGACAUACCCAUCCCUGACCCGCUCGAUUUGACCGAGGAUUACACGCCCGAUCUCAGCACGCAGGUUCCCUGGGAGAGGAAAGAAGCACGAGCGGUCUUCAGAGGCAAGACGACCAACUUUGACAUGCUGGACGGCAACUGGGGCGCCAACCCGCGUGUGCGGCUUCACCGGCUGUCAGACGUGCACUCGGCACUGAUGGAGGCUCACAUCAACGCGUGGAGCCAUGCCAAGCCCGCGGUUAUUAAAGCCAUGGCUGAGGACGGGUUGUUGCUGGCCAAACGCAUGAACUUCACCCAGUUCAAUGCAUUCAAGUACCAGGUGAUCGUAGACGGUGGUGGAGGCAGUUGCAGGACAUGCGGAGUGCUGCGAUCGAAUCAACUGAGCAUUCGCCAGGAGACCCCCCUCUUCCAGUUCUAUGAGCCUCUGUUGGAGGAUGGGGUGCACUGGCUGGUUACCACUCGCACGUUCUCCGACCUCCCUGCUAAGAUUCGCUGGGCCCAGGAGAACGACGAUGCAGCGCAGAGGUUGGUGCAUGCAGCGAACCACAUGGCGCAGUAUGCGUGCACGUGGAGUGGCAGACGGCUCUACUGGGCGCUUCUGUUGGUGAAGUACCAUGAUGUGCUGCAGGACCCCUCGGCCAUCACCGAACCCACAGCCAACGAGAUUUGCACCAAGCAACCCCUCCUACAGCCUCCACCCAACGCCACCAACCCUGCUCUGGUGCACUGUGCCGACCCAGAAGCACCCAAGCACCAACCCGAUUGCGCCUUCUUCUGCGCGAAAGCCACCAUUCCCGACUCGGGUCUCAUCUGGCUGCGAGCAGACGUGCUGAGAGGACUAAAGAAAAUCGGCCCUCCGUGA
Molecule: messenger RNA, 1821 nt
Organism: Closterium sp. Yama58-4
Lineage: Eukaryota; Viridiplantae; Streptophyta; Zygnematophyceae; Desmidiales; Closteriaceae
Source: the annotation of a GenBank genome assembly